AUGCGCAGACGUGCCUUCUUGAGUGGGGAUUGGUGGGCGACGGGGCGGACGGGGCGGGACGGGGCGGGACUCCCGUCUCGGCGCACGCUCUGUGGGCGCAGGGGGCGGAGCUGCCGGUACCAGUUGGUCCAAGUGUUGGGGCCUGAGGCGUCCUCCCGAUCCCUCCCACUCCCAGCGCCUCUAACGGCAGACGAUUCAUCAAGAAUUUUGUAUCCAAGGCCCAAAAGUUUGUUACCCGAGAUGAUGAAUGCCGACAUGGACGCAGUUGAUGCUGAGAAUCAGGUGGAGUUGGAGGAAAAAACGCGACUUAUUAAUCAAGUAUUGGAACUUCAACACACACUGGAAGACCUCUCUGCAAGAGUAGAUGCAGUUAAGGAAGAAAAUCUGAAGCUAAAAUCAGAAAACCAAGUUCUUGGACAAUAUAUAGAAAACCUCAUGUCAGCUUCUAGUGUUUUUCAAACAACUGAUACAAAAAGCAAAAGAAAGUAAGGGAUUGACAUCCCUUCUGUUUUAUGGAAUUGCUGCUGAUCUUUUUUUCUUUAAAACUUGGAUAGAUUCAAAAAGUUAUAGUACUUUUGUUUGUGGCUUAAUUGAAUAUUUAUGAAGAUAAUAUCAGAUCUAGGCAAAAUUAAGAGCAUAACAGAAGACUUCCAUGAGUUUGUGUAUAAUAUGUUAGUCUAUGAAAAUGUGCAAAUGUAUUGUAGAGAAUUUAUAAUUAGAAAUGCAUAUAUUUAUGAAACUUGAAAAUGAAUGUUUUAUCAAAUUUGCUUUGGUUUAUAGGUUUAGCACUGUCUUUUAUUAUAGGCAUAUUAAGAGAUACAAGAAAAUAACCACCUUGUUGUGAAAAGUGACCAAAAUCAUGUACUGAACGCACAGCUUUAUGUACCCUGUCCACCAUGUUGUGCCUCUUCUCCAUUUGCUUCUUCCUUCACAUUUCCCUUCCCCUAAGGAAAAACUUGGUUUCACAUUUGUAGAAGUAAUUUUAACAGUUAAUCAUCUGUGAGAGUAACCUGAACUUGAAUUGUUGAAACUUAACCAAAAUAAGGUACGUUCUCAGUUAGGGCUUGUCAGAGUUAAUAAGAUAGGAUUGUCGGGUUCUCUUUAAUCGAUUGAAAACAGAGGCCAUAAGUAUGAAGACUUUUCUUUGCAACUGAGUGAUCAAAUUGGGAAGGUUGUUAAAAACUUCCUUUUGCACAAAUAAUGCACUUGGUAUCUGAAAAGGUGAGCUCUGAUUACACACUUGAAAUAGAAAAUUUUGAGGAAAACAAAAAUCGGAUGGGAAGAGUACUUGGCAAACAGUAGCAAUCAGCUCCAAAUGUUUUCACCUCAGAUUUGUGCUCUCUGGCACAGACGACAUCUUUUGGGGAGUAUAUGGAUAUGAAAGUAGAAUAAAUGUGACUAACCUUAGGUCCACUACAUCUAGAAGAGAACAGUUGCAAAGAAUUUAGUCUCAAGAUUUAUUUGUGGUACCCAGCAACUCAACUUUUGCAAAAUCCCUUGAGAGUGUAUUAGUAUGAGAAUCAUGAACAAAACGGAGAAGUUUUUACAUAUAUACUAAGUGAUAUUUUCUCAGUAUUUUAAUCUCACUACUUCUCCCAGAAUUUUCUGUAAACCCUAAGUACUUGGUUUGAAGAGUUUGUCACUCUUUGACAGUUUCAAAAAAUUUAGUUUGUAGAUUCCAUUUGGUAAGAAAAUUAGGAUCAGAAGUAAUCUUAAAAUGUUAAAUAGGAAGAGAGAUCCACUAAUAUAGUUUUGGUUAUUAGAUUUGGGCUACUUUUAAUCAUGGAAUAAUCUUACGUUUGUAUUGGUGUAAGAUUUGAUGAAUGACUUUAGCUCUAUGAAUAGUUAUACUGCAAACAUUUGCAUCCCUUUUGUGACCUAAUUUACAAACAUUUAAACUUGUGUUGCAGUUUUGCUUUACUGUUUAAUAAAAAGCUGUUUCAGAGA
Molecule: messenger RNA, 1947 nt
Organism: Suricata suricatta (meerkat)
Lineage: Eukaryota; Metazoa; Chordata; Mammalia; Carnivora; Herpestidae
Gene: SCOC
Product: short coiled-coil protein
Cellular component (GO): trans-Golgi network
Source: RefSeq, a predicted model, not a curated record